Molecule: messenger RNA, 3917 nt
Organism: Sander lucioperca (pikeperch)
Lineage: Eukaryota; Metazoa; Chordata; Actinopteri; Perciformes; Percidae
Gene: eif4g2a
Product: eukaryotic translation initiation factor 4, gamma 2a
Cellular component (GO): eukaryotic translation initiation factor 4F complex
Molecular function (GO): mRNA binding; translation initiation factor activity; protein binding
Source: RefSeq, a predicted model, not a curated record
UUCCGCAUGACGUAGAUGAACAGUCAGCAUUCUUUCUUCGCUGUAGUUCACCGUCUGAACCGUCGUGUUGCAACAACAUUGCCAAACCUUUUAGGUCGCUCUUUCCUUCCCACUCCCGGAACAUUAUUCUUUUCAGAUAUACUUUGUCAAGCCGCCAAAGUGGAGAGUGUCGUUGCACAAGGGGGUCCUUCUCGUUUCAGUGUAGGGGGAGGAGGUGGGGGUGCACCUCAGCACUAUCCCAAGACUGUCGGCAACAGCGAGUUCCUGGGGAAAACCCCAGGUUCUAGCGUUCAGAGAUGGGUACCUUCUCGAAGCACUAGACGAGAUGCCAACUCCUCCAACGAGAAAGGGCAAAAUGAUGCAAUCUUCAGGAAAGUGAGAGGCAUACUUAAUAAGCUGACUCCUGAGAAGUUUGACAAACUAUGCCUGGAGCUCCUCAAUGUGGGUGUAGAGUCAAAACUUGUCUUAAAAGGAACCAUCUUGUUGAUCGUUGACAAAGCCCUCGAAGAGCCCAAGUAUAGCCAGUUAUACGCUCAACUAUGUCGCCGCUUGGCAGAGGAUGCACCGAACUUUGAAGACCCAGCAGAAAUUCAAGCAACACAAAAGCAGAAUACUACCUUCAGAAGGCUUCUGAUUUCCAAGCUUCAAGAUGAGUUUGAGAACCGCGCCAGCAAUGUUGAAAUCUUUGACAAAGAUGACACCCCACUCACCUCUGAGGAGGAGGAGCAGCGUGGGAUUGCAAAGCUCAAGAUGCUGGGCAACAUCAAAUUCAUCGGGGAACUUGGCAAACUCAACCUCAUCCAUGAAUCUAUCCUUCAUAAGUGCAUCAAAACACUUUUGGAAAAGAAGAAGAGAGUCCAACUUAAGGAUAUGGGUGAAGAUUUGGAAUGCCUCUGUCAGAUAAUGAGAACAGUGGGACCUAAACUUGAUCAUGAAAAGGCUAGGUCUCUGAUGGAUCAGUAUUUCAGCCGCAUGCGGUCCUUAACGAACAACAAGGAACUGCCAGCUAGGAUCCGUUUCCUGCUGCAGAACACAGUGGAGCAGCGAGACAACAACUGGGCCGCUCGCAAGGCGUAUACUGACAACGGCCCAAAGACGAUCAAUCAAGUUCGUCAGGAUGCAGUAAAGGAUUUGGGUGUUUUCAUUCCACCUUCGAGCGAUGGAAUGAGGAAUGAAUUCUUCAUGGAAAACUCCUCCUUCCUGCCAACAAGGAUCAAGUUUGACCGGGAAACUCUUGGUGGGCUGGCUGAUAUGUUUGGACAAAUGCCUGGAAGUGGCAUUGGUACAGGUCCAGGAGUCAUACAGGAUCACUAUUCCCCUACCAUGGGACGUCAUCGCACAAACCCGCUUUACAAUGGCCACAUUGGGAACGGCAACGGUUCACACCAGCCUCAGUUUGAAGCGGGAAGCAAACCGUAUAUAAAACCAAACCAGGGGCAGAGUUCACCUGUUUUUAACCACAAACAGAAUCACCCAGUGCAGAUGCAGUCUAAGGAUAUGGCUCCACGAUUCGGCAAGAAGGGGAAGGUCAAUGCUGAUGAGAUCAGCCUGAGGCCGGCACAGUCCUUCAUCUUGAGUAAAAAACAAAUCCCAAAGCUGCAACCACAGAUGACCAUGUAUCCUUCAAGUGCUCAAGGUGCCCCACUCGGACAGGCUCCACAGCUUGGCCUGAAAAUCAAUCCUCCUCCAAUUCAGGAAAAGCCUGCAAAGUCCACCAAAAAAGCUCCUCCUACAAAGGAAGAGUUGCGCAAAAUGACAGAAACCUUGGUGGCAGAUUACCUGAACAGUAAGAACGUUGAUGAGGCUGUGAAUGCUGUGAGGGAGAUGAAAGCUCCAAAGCACUUUUUGUCCGAGAUGCUCAACAAGAUCGUGGUCCUUUCACUUGACCGUUCAGAUGAGGAUAAGGAACAUGCAAGCACCCUGGUCCAUGCUCUCUGCACCGAGGGCCUUGCCACUGGUGAAAAUCUAAUGCAGGCCUUUUUGAGUGUUCUGGACCAGUGUCCCAAGAUCGAGGAAGAAGUACCGCUGGUGAAGUCCUACCUGGCACAGUUUGCAGCACGCGCAAUCAUCACCGACCUGGUCAGCAUCGCAGAUUUGGCCCAUCAGCUGGAGAAUGGUGCACAUUUCCCACUGUUCUUGCUCUGCCUGCAGCAGAUGGUCAAACUGAAGGACCGUGAGUGGCUGGCCGACCUGUUCCAGCAGAGCAAGGUCAACAUGCAGAAGAUGCUGCCUGAAAUCGACCAGAACAAGGACAGGAUGCUGGAGAUUCUGGAUGGAAAAGGUCUAAGCUUUUUGUUCCCACUGAUGAAACUGGAGAAGGAGCUGCUGAAGCAGAUCAAAGUAGAUCCCUCUCCACAGUCGAUCUACAAGUGGAUCAAAGACAACAUCUCUCCUAAACUCCACACUGACAAAGGCUUUGUCAACAUCCUCAUGACCAGCUUCCUGCAGUACAUUGCUUACGAGAUCAACCCUGAUGACGACGAAGAGCAGCUUUCAGCGCCCAGUAAGGAGCAGCUGGAUGAGGAGAAGCAGCAGCUGCUGUCUUUCAAGCCAGUGAUGCAGAAGUUCCUACACGAUCACGUUGACCUGCAGGUCGGCGCACUGUAUGCCCUGCAGGUUCACUGCAAUACCAAGGGUUUCCCCAAAGGUAUGUUGCUGCGCUACUUUGUGAACUUUUAUGACAUGGAAAUAAUUGAAGAAGAAGCCUUCCUUUCAUGGAAAGAAGAUGUCACCCAAGAAUAUCCAGGGAAGGGAAAAGCAUUAUUUCAGGUGAACCAGUGGCUGACCUGGCUGGAGACCGCAGAAGAAGAGGAAUCUGAGGAUGAUGAGUACUGAGGAACAGGCCAAAGCCAUGUGUUAUCAGGAUGCAAUGAAUACUUUUUUACUUGUCUCCUUCCCCAUAGCAGCCCUAACUCCUCCCCUCUCUUCUUGUUUGAGUAUUUUCCAACCACUGUUACAAUUCAUUCCACUAUGAAAUGUUUUGCCAGAUCAAGCCAGCAUCACCACCACCAUUAUAUUCAUAUUGUAUUUAUGCUUUCCUUUCUAGUUUUCAAUCUUAUUAGAUGUCCAGCAGCAGAUGUUUUAUACAUUUUACUCUUGGGUUAUGUUUUCUUUAACAGUAGGCAGUAUUUUGCAGGAAACUGUACCAGCACCAGAACCUGGCCCCAUUGUAUCACCUUUUCCAUCUGGUAGGAGUCACCAAGUGCUGCCAUAACUAUUAACUUAAAAACUGUUUACAAAAGAGGAAAGGGUCUAAGAUUGCAAAGAGACUUUCUUGUUGUUUUAUCUGCAUUUGUUAAUCAGUUUUUAGAUGCACUUUGCGCAACAUCAUGAGUCGUUGAAAUAGUAAGACACUUUCCUUGAUUUGUUGAAACAUGCCUAAGUUGCCGUUUUUGGCUGCACGAUUUUUUUUUUUGUGUGUGUGCUUGAAAACAGGCCAUUUUGUCUGAAAAUUCAAAAAAAAAUCUGGAUUUGACGAGUACUAACAAUAAUGGGCUGUUUGAUUUGCACAGUGUGAUUUCAGUUACCCACAUUUAGGUUUAUGAAUCAAGAGCUUUUUUUUGAUGUACAAAACUUUUGUGCUGUUAGGAAUGAAUCUGUGUGGCCUUUUUAAUUUAUCAAUUCAUAUGGAUAUACCUCUAAUGUAUCUCGGACUAUACUUGAAUGUCUCGGUUCUAACAUUGAGACAGCCAAAGCUUAGUUUCCCGUGCAACAGUUGUUCACCAUGUGUGGAAAUUUUACGUCGGUUUGCCAUAUUUGUCAAGUUUUUAAAUGGUCUUUUUAUCUUUAUGAAAUUACAAAGAAUGUACUGUAUGUGUACACUUUCUCCUACAUUUGGGGUGUCACUGUAAUGUUAAGUGCAAGAAGUUUAGUGUACAACUACAGAUCAACCUUGAAUAAAGUUUAACAGUUCAUUU